Messenger RNA from Penicillium chermesinum, 2133 nucleotides. RefSeq lists its product as uncharacterized. Gene Ontology annotation, cellular component: Sin3-type complex. Bases 1 to 2133 code for a protein of 710 amino acids. Gene Ontology annotation, molecular function: histone deacetylase binding. Lineage: Eukaryota; Fungi; Ascomycota; Eurotiomycetes; Eurotiales; Aspergillaceae. The transcript is spliced from 4 exons. The record is from RefSeq and is a predicted model, not a curated record. Gene Ontology annotation, biological process: negative regulation of transcription by RNA polymerase II.
AUGGAGGUGGCCGAGAGCCGAGAGCAAAGCUCCGUGGGUCCCGCUGGGACAGAGCCCACCAGGACCAAUGGCGAGCGCAAUCCCUUUUUGGAUGACCCCCUCAUGGACGAUGGUCGAUCGAGCAGCUUGAGUGAGAUUGAUGAUGUCUCAGACAAUGAACCAUCCGACUUCGAAGACUCGGUCAAGAAUGAGCGGCAAUUGGAAAACGACUCAGAAGCCGAGACCGAGCGCAUCGAGGAUUCACCUCACAACGUUCGCAAACGGGACAUUGUCGUAAGCGCCGGAAGUGCUGGCCCAAGUCCGAGUAAACUUCACCAGUCUACGACAUUGGACGACGUCGAUGAUGAGAUGGCGGAUGACUCCCCGAGCAAACCACGCCGAGCCUCCAAUCACAAUUCCCUCGAAGAUGAAAACCCACUUGAUGAGGUGGAGAUCCUUGAUAGCAUUGGGCAGAAGCGCAAGCGCUUUGUGGCCGGUGAGGACACCGGAACGGAUGUCGGCGACGACGAGCCUUCGAAGAAACGCCGGGGUUCUAUUAAGAGUGACCUGAGCGAUCCGAUGGACGAUGAUGCGCUUCUCUCCCCCGAGCCCGUAGAGGACGCUGCCAUGCUCAAUGAGGAUGGGCAACUGGUCGACGAUGCUCCCGAGGAGUCAGAACUGCCUGCCGUGCCGGCUAAAAGCAAGAAGGCCAAGAAGGGCAAGCGCAGAGGAAGAAGAGCUCCAGAUGUAGAAGAAGAGAACGAAGCGGGCGGCGCCGAGGUCGCGACAGAGGAUGUCGCUGAUGAACAUCUUGGAGAAGACGAAGAGACUGCGGAACGGGGCGAUGAGCCCCAAGACGCCGAGAUUACGGCGAAAACGGAAGAAGAGUCUGCGAAAAGAAUGUCGGCUAUGGAGUCUCUGGCAACCCUGGAAAAAGAGUUUGCAACUUUACGAGACAAGAUUUACGACGAAAGGAUAGCGAAGCUCGACCGUGAAAUGGAAAUGCUUACUGGGCCAAACCCAACGCAUCCCGAGUAUCUGCGUCAAAUCGAAUGCGUGGCACGCAAUCGCGACAAGAAGAUCAGAUACGAGGAGACCUUGUUCCACUAUCGCAAGCAGGCUUUGUUAAACAAGAGCCUAGCGGAGCGCGCCCAAGCCCACAGCACCUUUUUCCAGCGCAUCAGAGACGCGCGCGAGAGACACUCGAGCGCGAUCAGCAAACAGUUCUAUGCGAUCCAGCAUGACCGAUUUAAGACGGAUGAGCUGAGCCCGCAUCACAUCAUCCCGUUCCCCACCCGUCGCUCGCAACAGAUCUCGCAUCAGACUUCCUACAACCUCGAAGUCUCCAUCAUGGCUGGUGUCGCCAAAUAUGUAGGCUUUCCAGCUGCGCCGCCGUUGGUGGGAGCUCGCCCGUCCGAACUGGAUGAUGAUUUGGAAAAGAUGGGAAUUGCUGUCGAGACCCGGAAAUCAGUUCCCCAGGCCUCAUCCGCGCUGCCACCUCGUGGGGCCAUGUCUUCAAUGUCAUCCAACAUGUUCCGCACAGAUGCCGAAGAAGCUUUUCUCGAACAAACGCCCUGGGCCAAUCCGCAGCACCCCAUUCAUCAACAACAGCCACAACAUCAGUACUCUCAACAGCAUCGGCCGCAAGCGCGAGCUCACGAGUCGCAACAGGCGCCAUUCACAACCCCCGCUGCUCAAAAACGAGUGGUGGAUGUGAAUGCGCCAAACGGGUCUGCGUCGACAAUACCGGAGAACAUGUCAGCUGCCAACUCUUCGGCAAAUAAUACACCGUAUGGGACUGAGCAGGAGCCUCGCUCACAUCAUCAAGGACCUUUUCGGAAUCCCGAGUUUGAUGUUGAGCACAAACCGGCAUUUAGAUCUCAAAGUUCUUCACCACUGGAUGUUCGAAAACCUAUUCCCAACCCUAGCCGUAACGUUGAACGCCGGUCGCCAAAUCAUGAUGCUCCUCCUCGAACUUCAAUGUUUUCACCACCACCACCGCCUGUCCGUCAAGGGCUGUUUCAAUCCUCUGCAGCGCUAAAAGCGGACCCCUCGUCAGCGCAUCCAUCCAAGCCAGUUGACGCGGUCCACUAUCGCCCGACGCCGUCUGAGCUGCCCACUGGGGUUGGUUCAGGGCACUUGCCAGCCCGGUGA